GGUUGACGUUUGUUUGGCAUCAGACAGUUAAUUCGCUUAUUAUUGUAUAGCAGUCAUGCACAGACGGGGGCAUGGAAUUGGUGCUAUCAAAAAGAAGGAUCUGGCUCAGGCUCGUUACAAAGACAAGGGAACAGAGAUAGCAGAGGACCAGGUAUCACAGAUGGCAAAACAAAUGGAAAAGUUUAAGGAAAACUUGGAAGAUUUUGCUGCCAAACACAAAGAAGACAUCAGAAAAGAUCCGGAAUUUAGGGUACAAUUCCAGGAAAUGUGUGCUUCGAUAGGAGUGGACCCUCUGGCAUCCAGUAAAGGAUUCUGGGCAGAAAUGUUGGGAGUUGGCGACUUUUACUACGAAAUUGGUGUUCAAAUUAUAGAAGUGUGUAUAGCUACAAGUCACAGAAAUGGAGGUCUAAUUGGUAUAGAAGAACUUCGGGACAGGUUAGUGAAAUCCAGGAGCAAGAAAAGUCAGGAUAUUAGCAUAGAUGAUCUUUUACGAGCAAUUAAAAAGUUGAAGGUAUUAGGUAACGGGUUUACUGUAAUACCUGUAGGACGUACCUUUCUAGUCCAGAGUGUACCUGGGGAGCUCAGCAUGGACCACACGAUGCUUCUACAGCAAGCACAGGAUUCGGGUUUUGUUACAAAAGCAGACUUGCUGUCAAGACUGAAAUGGGAAGAGGAGAGAGCUGUGCGAGCUCUGGACUUUAUGGUAAAGGAAGGUUUGGCGUGGCUAGAUGACCAGGCGACACCAGAGAGGCAGUACUGGUUUCCAAGUUUCUUUCCAUACACGUCUGUGGCGUCUUGAAAUAAAGAUUUACCAGAUGGAUAUAAAACAUAUUGAAUCUGGAAUAGAAUAGUGAUGUGCUGGAAAAGGAAAUUAGAAUCAGGAAUUACAUUUGAGAGGAUGCAGUUCAUAAGGAUUAUGAAGGAAUAUGUUAAACUCGUAAUCAGAGAGAGCCUGUGAUAUACCAGGUAAAGAAGCCACUGUAUUUUAGUGUUAGUAGAUAUAAAUCUGCAUCCUUCAUACAAUGAAACAUGUUAUAAUGAUUUUUUUAACUGCUACCUUUCAAACCUGUUAUGGAACUGUCCUAUCUGCCAGUAUUUUAUUACUUCCUUGAUACUAUCGUCACUGAAUAGGCAAAAACCCAGCAUUAACGUAAAAAUAAUCUGGCAGUUUAUCAAAGUAUCACUAUUGUCAUAUAUAUAACAUAUUGAAUUGUUACACUGUACUGUAGAAUUAUUGUUUUAGUGCAAUAAAAC
This is a messenger RNA of Ylistrum balloti, 1254 nucleotides long. Its product is annotated as vacuolar-sorting protein SNF8-like. Gene Ontology annotation, cellular component: ESCRT II complex. The record is from RefSeq and is a predicted model, not a curated record. Gene Ontology annotation, biological process: protein transport to vacuole involved in ubiquitin-dependent protein catabolic process via the multivesicular body sorting pathway. Bases 56 to 799 code for a protein of 247 amino acids. NCBI's taxonomy places the organism in Eukaryota, Metazoa, Mollusca, Bivalvia, Pectinida, Pectinidae. The transcript is spliced from 8 exons.